AGUCACCCACACACCUCAGGAGACCCUCAGUAACAGCUGCUGCUACACUCAUUUUGGUGACUCUCGAAUGACACGGCAGCUCUUCUGGCUCCUGCAAGCUCAAAGACUUUGACCUUCAAUAGACCCCCAGGAUGGCAAGCACAGCAGCUGAUCUGACCAGGAAGAAGGCCCGGUUAGAGGACGGUACCGGCAGUUGGUCCAAUGUGGUCCCCUUUAACCAGCAGGACUUUGAGCAGCUGCAUGCUGAGUGCCUGCAGACUGGCUCGCUGUUCUGUGACCCCACCUUCCCAGCAGACUGGGACUCUCUGGGAUACAACCAGCUGGGACGCUACUCAUCCAAAACCACCGGUGUGGAGUGGAAACGCCCCUCGGAACUGUGUUCUGAUCCUCAGUUCAUCAUUGAUGGAGCCAAAAGAACCGACAUCUGUCAGGGAAUGCUGGGUGACUGCUGGCUCCUGGCGGCCAUCGCCUCCCUGACCCUCGACCCUCAGAUCCUGAACAGAGUGGUCCCUCCUGGGCAGAGCUUCACCUCACACUAUGCCGGCAUCUUCCACUUCCAGCUGUGGCAGUACGGGCAAUGGGUGGACGUGGUCGUGGAUGACCGGCUGCCCACCAGAGAAGGUGAGCUGUUGUUCGUCCACUCGGCAGAGGGGGGGGAGUUCUGGAGCGCCCUGCUGGAGAAGGCCUACGCCAAGGUUAACAGCUCCUACGAAGCUCUGAGCGGUGGUUCGAGUAUCGAGGGCUUUGAGGAUUUCACCGGAGGGAUCGCGGAGAGCUACGACCUGAAGGAGGCGCCGCCCUUCCUGUUUCACAUCAUGAGGAAAGCUCUGAGGCUCGGCUCGCUGCUCGGCUGCUCCAUCGAUAUUUCCAGCUCAUAUGAUACGGAGGCCAUCACGAGUCAGAAGCUGGUUAAAGGCCACGCCUACUCCAUCACGGCAGCAGAGCAGGUGCAUCACCGUGGUUCUCGGGUGGAGCUGAUCCGGAUCAGGAACCCCUGGGGUCAGGUGGAGUGGACAGGCGCCUGGAGUGACAGCUCAAAGGAGUGGGAUGAUGUUCCGGCAGAGGAGAAAAGGAGGCUCGAUCACUGCGCCGAGGACGGGGAGUUCUGGAUGUCCUACGGUGACUUCCUGCUUCAAUUUUCCCGCCUCGACAUCUGUAACCUGACACCCGACACGCUGACAAACGACCAGGUUGGCCGCUGGAACUACGCUGAGUUUGAAGGCAUGUGGAGGGUGGGAUCCACUGCUGGCGGCUGCAGGAACUACCCCGCCACCUUCUGCUCCAACCCUCAGUUCUUCAUCCGGCUGGACGACGUGGAUGACGAUCCUCACGACGGUGAGGAAGGCUGCACUGUACUCAUUGGUCUGAUGCAGAAAGACGCUCGCAGAGAGAGACGCUUCGGACGUGACCUCAACACCAUUGGCUUCGCCAUCUAUGAGGUUCCUGAUCAGUAUAAAGGUCGUACUAACAUCCAUCUGGGCCCAGACGUCCUCCUGAGGAGCCAAUCAGUGGCUCGUAGUCACAACUUCAUCAACCUGAGGGAGGUGUGUGAUCGCUUCAAACUGCCACCCGGAGAGUACGCCAUCGUCCCAUCCACCUUUGAACCGCACCGCAAAGGCAGCUUCAUCCUGAGGGUGUUCACAGAGAAGGAGGCCCACACCAGCCCCAUGGAAGAGGACGUCGAUGCCCACAUCCACGAGCCUGACGUCAGACACGACACCGUGGAUCCUCACUUCAAACACCUCUUCAUGCAGAUAUCUGGAAAUGACUCUGAGAUCUCGGCUUUUGAGCUCCAGCAGAUUUUGGACAAAGUGGUCACUCAGAGGUCAGACAUUAAAACCGAUGGUUUCAGCCUGCAGACCUGCCGUAACAUCAUCAGCCUGCUGGAUAUGGACAGCAACUCCACACUUGGUCUGCUUGAAUUCCAGAGUCUGUGGAUAAAGAUGCAGAGAUACCUGGAGAUCUUUAAGAGUCACGACUCUGACGGUUCUGGCACGAUGAGCAGUCAUGAGAUGAGAGCAGCUUUGGCUGAAGCUGGGUUCCAGGUGAACAGCGCCGUGAUCCAGGAGAUUGUCGGUCGCUAUGCCGACAGCUGCUAUGCCAUCGACUUUGACUGUUUUAUCGGCUGCUUGAUCCGUCUGGAGAUGCUCUUUAAGAUGUUCAGAACAUUGGACAAGAAGAAGCAGGGCUGGAUCCAGCUCGACCUAGAGCAGUGGCUCUGCCUCGCCAUCAACUGACAGCUGCCACUCCAGGAGCAUGCUGGGAGUUUGCGGGGAUCUGCUGGUGAUGAUUAUGAUUAGUUGGUUGUGGUUAUCGUGGUUUCUGUGAUGACUCACACUGAAUGAGAG
Messenger RNA from Archocentrus centrarchus (flier cichlid), 2348 nucleotides. It is a transcript of the gene capn8, whose product is annotated as calpain 8. Bases 132 to 2237 code for a protein of 701 amino acids. Gene Ontology annotation, biological process: proteolysis. Gene Ontology annotation, molecular function: calcium-dependent cysteine-type endopeptidase activity; calcium ion binding. Gene Ontology annotation, cellular component: cytoplasm. Lineage: Eukaryota; Metazoa; Chordata; Actinopteri; Cichliformes; Cichlidae. The transcript has 22 exons. The record is from RefSeq and is a predicted model, not a curated record.